This is a messenger RNA of Fulvia fulva, 963 nucleotides long. RefSeq lists its product as uncharacterized. The record is from RefSeq and is a predicted model, not a curated record. The transcript has a single exon. Lineage: Eukaryota; Fungi; Ascomycota; Dothideomycetes; Mycosphaerellales; Mycosphaerellaceae. Bases 1 to 963 code for a protein of 320 amino acids.
AUGUCUCGACCAGGCGCUACCACGAUGCUUGGGCUACUGUACGAGGGCAGCGACUUCGAGGCCUGGAAAGAAAGACUCCGCGGGCUCCUUCAGCAACAAGACCUCGACUUGGACCAUCUUACUCAAAAUCCUCACAACUACGAUGCUGCAAGUAGGCGGAACAUCAUCAUCAGAGCCAGUGUGAGCGAGUCAGUUUUGACCAGACUUCGGACACCCGCUAUUUGGAGCGUACCCACUGGACCUUUGCUGAAGAUUCUGAAACGUCGAGCCCAACCCUUCAGGUUCCUAGACCUUCCGGCAGAACUCAGAAACCACAUCUACGAGCUCGCUUUGCCACAUUCAUCCGUCGCACACGGCUCUCAACGCCAUGCCAAGUCUGGUCUUCCGGCUCUGUUACAUACCAGCUCCAAGAUACGCAGGGAGACACUUUCCAUCUACUUCGAGCAAGCAGUAUUCCGCUUCGUGAUACCACGCAGUCCUGAAGAAGGUCCAGGUAUCGAGUCGACAGUGCAGCACAUCAAGACUUGGGCAAAGGUCGUGGUCCGCGAGCAUGUGACGCACCUUCGACAUGUUGAGCUACUCCAAGACGUUCGUGUCGCCGAUGACCUUCAUAUCAGCGCCCACCUCGAUACGAACCGUGGUCUCGGCUACUGUUACGGCGGCCCUGCGUACCUUGAUGACGCUAUCAUGCAGCACACCAGCGAGACAAGGAAUCGCAAAGAGGUCAAAGGGGAAGACAUCAUCGCCAUGCUGACGACCAACCUCGAACUGUGGAAGCGGACUACGACACUGCCUACUGCCGAAGAGUUGCUGAGCUCUGUGCCUCCUGAGGGUAUCAGCCUACCCAAGUUCAGAGCUAUGUUCCGCGGUCAAGGUGUAGGCACAACUAUAGGCUCGGAGGACUUGGUGAACAGCGUACUGGCUUAUCACAGGGCAUCGAAGCUUGUCUUCCACAGACCAUGA